AAAUAAACGUUAUUAAUAUGUAUUUUGAUUUAGCGUAAAUUUUCACUAUUCGUCAUGAAACAAAUUUUAAUUCUUACAUCAAUGGAUGCUGAAACCAGAUAUCGCUGAAAUUGAGUUCUACUUUUAGAAGAAGGAGUUUAUACUCUCUAGCGGUGACCUUCGACAGUUUGGGUUUUUUUUCUUCUACAAGGCUAAACAUGAAUCUCAUAAAUUCCUUAUAAAUUCGAAAGUUAAAAAAAGCAAUCAAAAAAGACGUCAGACAAGAGACCGGUCAAACAAACAAGUGGUCACAACCGCAUUCUUCGGACGUGGCCGUCAUCAAACAUAAUACAUUCCUCCUUCGUUUGUGAAGAACAUCGGACGUCUGUGCGUUACAGUGUGAACAAAAUGUUGCGCAUUACAUCAAUACUCCUGCUUCUUGCUGUCUCCUCAAAAACGAUUGCACAAGAAUGCGAAGAGAAAGAUGUAUCAUGUCCUACGUCAUCAGAGUUUAAUCAAGAUACGGAUUGGGAAUCAGCUACUUCAAUCUAUUCCUUCUACGCUAAUGACAUCAACGGCAAGAACGUCUCGCUCGCAAAAUAUCGUGAUCAUGUGCUCAUUAUUGUUAACGUCGCUAGCAAUUGCGCCUUAACAGAGACAAAUUACCAGCAGCUCCAGGAGCUAUAUAAUAAGUACAGUGAGAAGGAAGGCUUGCGAAUCCUUGCGUUUCCUUCUAAUCAGUUCGCUGGCCAGGAACCAGGCACCUCUGAAGAAAUUGUAAAUUUUGUAAAGCGAUACAAUGUAACUUUCGAUAUGUUUGAGAAAAUUGAUGUAAACGGAGAGGAUGCUCACCCACUGUGGAAGUGGCUGAAAACGAAGAAAGAAGGAUUCAUGAUCAAUGCUAUUAAAUGGAAUUUUACUAAAUUUAUCGUAGACAAGCAAGGCAAAGCAGUGGAAAGAUUCGCUCCGUCUGAUGAACCAUUGGCAAUGGAGGAAACUCUGAAGAAAUAUUUCUAAAUUUGUGCUUUACAAUAUUUAUCUCGAUACGUAAUACUCUUACAAUUAGUGUAUUCAUAUCACUAUCAUACUCUUAUUUCUGAUAAGUUCUUUUCUUAUUUCUUAUAAAGAUUUGAAACGUCAUUAUAUACUAUUACUAAUAAAGAGAAUUAGGUUAAAAAUGUAUUUUUUCCCCUGUUAUAUUCUUCACUAAUGGCAUAUGGAAAAAUACGCUGCUCUCGUGGGAUUUAUAAGCAACAAGAAAAAAAAAUAUUGUUUCAUAAGCAUAUUAGCAGUUUUAAGAUGAUUACAAAUGACAAGCAUUCCGAUAAUCAUAUUUUUUUAUAUAUUGAUAAUGAAGUGAAUGAAAUAAACUUUUAAGGGCAGUGCUUUAUUAUAUCUUUUCUUUGAAUUGGUCUUUACACUAAUGUAAGCAUGUUAUUUACUCAAUAAAUGUGAACUGUACAAAA
Messenger RNA from Linepithema humile (Argentine ant), 1445 nucleotides. Its product is annotated as Glutathione peroxidase homolog with thioredoxin peroxidase activity. NCBI's taxonomy places the organism in Eukaryota, Metazoa, Arthropoda, Insecta, Hymenoptera, Formicidae. The record is from RefSeq and is a predicted model, not a curated record. Gene Ontology annotation, molecular function: glutathione peroxidase activity. Gene Ontology annotation, biological process: response to oxidative stress.